Brettanomyces bruxellensis is the source of this 1824-nucleotide messenger RNA. It is a transcript of the gene ARB1, whose product is annotated as ABC transporter ATP-binding protein arb1. Gene Ontology annotation, molecular function: ATP binding; ATP hydrolysis activity. The transcript has a single exon. NCBI's taxonomy places the organism in Eukaryota, Fungi, Ascomycota, Pichiomycetes, Pichiales, Pichiaceae. The record is from RefSeq and is a predicted model, not a curated record. The coding region runs from base 1 to 1824 and encodes 607 amino acids.
AUGCCUAUUUCAGCAUCGAAAGCCAGAAGAGAAGCAAAAAGAGCAAAGAAAGCUAAGGAGGGAAAGCUGAAGGGAAAAAAAUUGUCGAAGAGAGAAAGACAAAAGCUUGAGACGGCCGAUGAUGUUGAUGAUGUCACUUCAAAGAUUGCAGAUAUGAAGUUGCAAAAGGAUAAAGAAGGAUUGUCCGAUCGUGUGACAACAGGUGUGUUGGAUUCUCUUCAAACUUCGUUGGAUGUUAAAAUGUCUUCUGUGUCAUUGCUAUUUCACGGUAAAGUUAUGAUUCAAGAUUCUCAUCUUGAGCUCAACUAUGGCAGAAGAUAUGGUUUGGUUGGAGAGAACGGAUGUGGUAAAUCAACUUUUUUGAAGGCCAUUGCUGCAAGGGAAUACCCUAUUCCAGAAGCCAUCGAUAUUUAUUUAUUGGAUGAACCAGCUGAGCCAACCGAGUACUCUGCGCUGGAGUAUGUCGUCAGAGAAGGUAAGGCAGAAUUGGCAAGAUUGGAGAAAGAGGUUGAAGAUAUUAUUGUUGAGCAGGGACCUGAUUCCGAGAUGUUGGAUCCAUUGUACGAAAGACUGGAUGACAUGGAUGCAUCUACAUUUGAGAGUAGAGCAGCAGUGAUGUUGACUGGUUUGGGAUUUAAUAAAGAAACUAUCAAGAAGAAGACGAAAGAUAUGUCUGGUGGAUGGAGAAUGAGAGUAGCUUUGGCUAAGGCAUUAUUCAUCAAGCCAACCCUUCUACUUUUGGAUGAUCCUACGGCACACUUGGACUUAGAAGCUUGUGUGUGGUUGGAAGAGUACUUAAAAAGAUUUGAUAGGACAUUGAUCAUAAUUUCGCAUUCCCAGGAUUUCUUGAACGGUGUGUGCACAAAUAUCCUUGAAAUGAGAAGCAAGAUUUUAACUAUGUACAGCGGUAACUACGACAUUUAUAUUAAAACGAGGGAGGAACUUGAAACAAACCAGAUGAAGCAAUUCAAGAAGCAGCAAGAUGAAAUUGCUCAUAUCAAGAAGUUUAUAGCACACGCUGGUACAUAUGCAAACUUGGUUCGUCAAGCAAAGUCUAGACAAAAGAUUUUGGAUAAAAUGGAGUCUGAUGGUCUUAUUCAGGCUGUCGAGGAGGACAGAGUGUUCCAUUUCAGAUUCCCCGAUGUCGAAAAACUUCCACCACCUGUUCUUUCAUUUGAUGACAUAUCAUUUUCGUAUGAUGGUAACCCGGAGCAUAAUUUAUACGAGAACUUAACAUUUGGUGUUGAUAUGGACUCGAGAAUUGCUUUAGUUGGUCCAAAUGGUGUCGGUAAAUCCACAUUGUUGAAACUUAUGGUCGGAAAGUUGAUGCCACAGACUGGUAGAGUUUCAAAACACACACAUAUAAAGUUAGGUGUUUACUCGCAGCAUUCCGCUGACCAGUUGGAUUUAACCAUGUCUGCCGUUGACUUUGUUAGGUUCAAGCAUUCCGAAAUUUCCCAGGAUCCUCAAUACUGGAGAGGGCAACUUGGAAGAUAUGGAUUAACCGGUGAAGCCCAGACUGCUAAAAUGGGUACUCUUUCUGAAGGUCAAAAGUCCAGAGUUGUCUUUGCUUUGUUGGCCAUGGAUGCUCCAAAUAUUCUUCUUUUAGACGAGCCUACUAAUGGAUUGGAUAUUCCAACUAUCGAUUCUUUAGCUGAGGCUAUUAAUGCUUACACUGGUGGUGUUGUUGUUGUCUCCCAUGACUUCCGCUUGAUUAACAAGGUUGCCAAGGAAAUUCUUGUGGUGGAGGACAAGACCGUGACCAAAUGGGAAGGAACCAUAUUGGACUACAAGAAGAAAUUGGCGAAGAACGUUGUGUUGUAA